AUUUAAUUAUUAAUUAAAUAUUUAAGCUAUUAUAUAAGUUCAAGUAUAAAUAUAAUAAUAUGUAUUAUAAAGCGGUAUUUGUGAUUGAUUGCUAAACAUAAAGGUCUGCAAUUAUUAUAUGACUUAAGCCUAGGUUUGAACAAUAGUUGAUUGAAAAACACUGUCUGUCAAAUAUAAAGUAUUUUGAAGAAGAAAUUAUCUUAGCGACAUUGUUCAAAAUAGACUCCCGUUAACUUAAUAACAUACUCAGUGCACAAAUAUCUCAAAAUGUCAGAAGCUGCUGAUGAUCCGAUAAUUAAAAUUGAACCACAAGAAUAUCCAAUCGAAGACAUUAAACCAGAAAUUGAGGAAGACCCUGAAUCGUGUUCAGAGGAUGACAAAACAUGUCUAAACAGAUUUAUGAACUCCAUAGUGAAAAUAGAAGAAAAUGUUGAACAGGAAUUAAUUCAGACUGCUCCUUAUAAAUGUGACAAGUGUCAUAGAACAUUUAGAAAGUUGCAUUAUUUAGAACAGCAUAUGUUACAUUAUUGUCAUAGGGAUGCAUAUUGUUCAGGGUCUUAUUCAGAUGCAAGUGCAUUAAAAAUACAUUUAAAAUCUUAUACAUGUGAAAAACAUUUCACAUGUACAAAAUGCGGUAAAGCAUUUUCUGAAAAAUAUCAUUUAGAUCAACACAUUUGUGCUCGUGCCAGAAAACAAAAUAUUCACGCUCAUACAGCAAAGGGACGAGGUGAACGUUCCCAUAUUUGCCAAAUUUGUGAUAAGACAUUCACACGUUUCAAUCACUUGAAUCAACAUAUGCUCAUUCAUACUGGUGAACGGCCUCAUAUUUGCAAAAUGUGUAAAAAAGCAUUCACACAAUCGAGUAAUUUGAAUCAACAUAUGCUAAUACACGCUGGGGUACGUCCCCAUAUUUGCAAAAUAUGUGAUAAGACAUUCACACAUUCGAGUAACUUGAAACAACAUAUGCUAAUACACACUGGGGUAGGUCCCCAUAUUUGCAAAAUAUGUAAUAAGGCAUUCACACAUUUGGUUCACUUGAAUAAACAUAUGCUCAUUCACACUGGUGAACGGCCUCAUAUUUGCAAAAUAUGUAAAAAAGCAUUCACACAAUUGGGUAACUUGAAACAACAUAUGCUAGUACACACUGGUGAUCGUCCCCAUAUUUGCAAAAUAUGUGAUAAGACAUUCAGACAUUCGAGUAACUUAAAUCAACAUAUGCUAAAUCACACUGGUGAUCGUCCCCAUAUUUGCGAAAUAUGUAAAAAGGCAUUCAAAAAUUUGAAUAAUUUGAAUAAACAUUCACUUAUUCACACUGGUGAACGUCCCCAUAUUUGCAAAAUAUGUAAAAAGGCAUUCACACAAUCGGGUAACUUGAAUAGACAUAUGGUCAUUCACACUGGAGAAUGCCCCUACAAAUGCAAAAUCUGUGAUAAGGUAUUCAAAUGUUCAAAAUCCCUGAAAAAGCACAUGGUUGCUCAUACCAAUGAGUAAUUAGUAUUUACAAAAUUGGUAAGAAAAUUACAUAUGACUGCUUAUAGAAAUUAAUGUUAAUUAGAUAUAUGAAUUAAUUUUCAUAUUUUAUAAAAUAAAUAAACAUUGUU
Molecule: messenger RNA, 1601 nt
Organism: Ctenocephalides felis (cat flea)
Lineage: Eukaryota; Metazoa; Arthropoda; Insecta; Siphonaptera; Pulicidae
Product: zinc finger protein 85-like
Exons: 3
Coding region: 268-1491 (407 amino acids)
Biological process (GO): regulation of transcription by RNA polymerase II
Cellular component (GO): nucleus
Molecular function (GO): DNA-binding transcription activator activity, RNA polymerase II-specific; RNA polymerase II cis-regulatory region sequence-specific DNA binding
Source: RefSeq, a predicted model, not a curated record